AUGUCCGAAUCGAAAGCCGCUGACCUGCUGCAAUAUGCGCAGGAAUAUGCCUCCAAAGAUGAAGACCUUUACGAUCUUCUUGGCGUCGAUGCCCUCACACCCAAGGAAGAAAUUCACCGCGCCUGGCGAAAGCGUUCACUAAAGUACCAUCCCGACAAGGCAGGCGACAAAUUCGAUCCGGAGAUAUGGCAAAAGUUUGAGCGCGCCCGCGACAUCCUGUCCGAUCCUGGAGCGCGCGGCGCCUACGACGGUCUCAUCAAGGCUGCACUGCUAAGAAAACAAGAGCGCGAGACUAUGGAUAAGCAGCGCAAAGCUUUUGUCGACGAUCUCGAGGCGCGCGAAAACGCUUGGAAGUUUCAGAAAGAGGAGAAGGAGCAGCGGGAGAAGGAUGAAAUGGACAAGGAAAGGGCUCGGUUGAUCGAACAGAAGCGCAUGCGCGAGGAGGAGGAAAGGCGUCAGGCUGCUGCUGCGCAGGAGGUCGAAGAUCUUGCCGAGGCGAAACGACGUCUCAAAGAAAAGAAGGAGAAGAAGAAACAGGAUGAGGCGAGGGAGAAGUUUCUGCGCAAGUCGCGGAAGGCAGCAGAAGCUCCUGUUCCUGAAGGCAAGCCAGCACCUGGGCCUCUCAACGGCGUCAUGAACGUACCAGGUGACUACCCUGUGGAUUUUGGCACAGAACAAAAGCACUACUGGGAGCUGGUUUGCGAUAAGCUGCAUGCGGUCCAGGAAGUCAGGAAUCUACAGCAAAACAAGGAGGCUACCCCGGAAGACUAUCAGCAAGCGGAGCAAGGCCUGCUGCAAGCAAAAACAAGAAUAUACCAGGCUGAAGUGCGGUUUGCGGAACAGGCGUCUGUAUCAUGA
This is a messenger RNA of Fusarium sp. VM40, 858 nucleotides long. The record is from the annotation of a GenBank genome assembly. NCBI's taxonomy places the organism in Eukaryota, Fungi, Ascomycota, Sordariomycetes, Hypocreales, Nectriaceae.